Aureobasidium subglaciale EXF-2481 is the source of this 1733-nucleotide messenger RNA. RefSeq lists its product as uncharacterized. The transcript has a single exon. NCBI's taxonomy places the organism in Eukaryota, Fungi, Ascomycota, Dothideomycetes, Dothideales, Saccotheciaceae. Bases 10 to 1308 code for a protein of 432 amino acids. The record is from RefSeq and is a predicted model, not a curated record.
UCACUGAUCAUGUUCCCGACCGAGAUUAUGACUCUUAUUGCUUCCCUAGCAGAAGUUCAGGAUCUCAGAGCCUUCCGCUUCACCUGCAAAACCUUCCAUGAUGCGGCAGCGAAGCCCUUCGGGGAAGCAUUUUUUAUCCAAAGAAGUCAUGUCAUUUCGCACACCAGCAUGUUUGAGCUACUCCUGAUGUCUGCCAACCCCAAGGUCGGACCUUAUAUACGUCAGCUUGGAUUCAACAGUAUCUUGCUACAGCCUCCGCCCAUCCCACAGAUCUGGAAUGCUCGAUACGACAACAUCGGAGACCAAAUCUCAAAGGUCGUGGCAAGAGCUGCGUUUCGUCAAGAACAGCAUCGUUGUCUGCAGAGCGGUGCUUUUGAGCACCUUCUCACUUUGGUGCUGAGGAAUCUCAAGUUCUGGGGUAUUCAGCCGAUCACGAUACAGGUUUACUGCAACGGUGGUCCUUAUGACGGUUGGGGCUGGCUCAGUCUUCUGCCCGAGGACAGUGACAUCUCAACCGCAGUGCUCAGAUCCCCACCAAGAUCUCUAGACCGUGGAGCGAUGCAGGAUAUUAUCUCUGCGUAUUUACAAGCAGUCAGGCUCUCUGGAUCACCACUUGCGGGCACUAUCCUCGGCUUCAAUUACAGAAGUUCUGGUCCAACAAGCAUUCUCCACUACAUCAAUGGACGUACAGGAGCUGGCCAUCAACUAGACAAUCCAUCACACGAUGUUCCAGGUGGCGAUUUGAUGUCACGACGCUUUCCUGAGAGGCACACAAGUCGAGAGUCAAGAAGUUCCGUCGACUUCAUGCACUAUGUACCCGCCACCAGAUCCCUCGAACUCCAAGCUGGUACCACUAUAGCUAUAGUUGGAGACUUUCAGGCGCUUACAACCUGGUUACCAACAAACUCUGUGACAAGACUAAUCCUUAAAGAAGUGCAAUGGUUCUGGAGAGGAAAGCUCGAUGUCUUUCUGCAGCGCAACAGACAGCUCAAAUACCUCGAGAUUCACGACUGUCUGUUCAUGGACUCGGAGUGGAGCAACAUCUUUGAUGAGCUUUCUUCUGAGGACGACCACAACUCACUGCACGACCUCGAGUACUGCUACUUCGCCGGACUGAGAAUUGAGCAGCCUGAGAUCUACCCCCGAGGGAUUGCUCUUCUUGAAGCUUGCAUGGAGACUCAUGAGUUCAAGAGUCGCGAUCAGAUUGUGCGAGGUCUGAAGUCUUUGAGUGCCAGACUCAAGGUCCUGGAGGAUAAGGAUCUGGAAGAAAAUGGCGGUGACGAAACUACCAUCGAUGCACAGGAUUGAGAAUACAGCCGCGACCCGGAGGUGACAAUGACCACUUCGGCGUAUAUAUCCAGAAAGCUGGACAACAUCCAUAUUGGAAGCGGCGAACGAGCCUGCUAGAACAUUAGUAUCCGAGAGAACUAGUGUUGCCAAUCUAUUUCCUCAUUCCUAUUUGACGCUCGUAUAUUCCCGACUCCAUUGUUGUGAGUUUGUAGCUCGCCUGCAUGGUGUUUAAUCUUGAAGUAUAUGGAUCGCGACAAGGAGCAGCGAUCUUCAUCCCUGCACUAGCAUGCGCUCACAGUUUUACUCUGGAAAGCAUUACACUGAAGCUCGUAGAGCUCUGCGACGGCUUAGCGACCUCCGCCAUCAAACAUUGUAUCCCGCCUACUUGACUCGUCUCUCUACCCCUGAGUGACAACGAGAGCGGUUUACACGAUCAAUUGGCC